Strongylocentrotus purpuratus (purple sea urchin) is the source of this 2195-nucleotide messenger RNA. Its product is annotated as gamma-butyrobetaine dioxygenase. The record is from RefSeq and is a predicted model, not a curated record. Bases 184 to 1611 code for a protein of 475 amino acids. The transcript has 8 exons. Gene Ontology annotation, molecular function: gamma-butyrobetaine dioxygenase activity. Gene Ontology annotation, cellular component: mitochondrion. Gene Ontology annotation, biological process: carnitine biosynthetic process. NCBI's taxonomy places the organism in Eukaryota, Metazoa, Echinodermata, Echinoidea, Camarodonta, Strongylocentrotidae.
CAAACUCAAGCCCUACUUGUUUUUGUGUUGUGUCACGGUCUCGAUCUAUCUCUUAAUGCAGCAACUGAUAACUGUUUAGGAUUGUGUUUGUACGAAACAAACCGGACGUCUCUGCGAGACUACUUUUCAAGGGGCAGCUAGAUUGAAUUGUUUUACUGACAUUAUAGAAGAAGGAGAACAAUAAUGCAUUCUGCAAGGUUUCUAGCCAGUCGACUGGUGUCCUCUGAAGUCAGUCCACUGUUUCACCGAUUUUCAGGAUGCCUCGUCACAAACACGCCGAGACCAUCGGGUUGCAUAACUCUAAGAAAAACGGCGAAAAUUCCAUCAAGAAAGAUAACGACCACUAGUUCGCGAUGUGCCCAGCCAGCGAGCUCCGCGUUCGACGAUCACGCUGCCCUCUACGCCGACCACAACUGGUCGAGGUCGAUUCCCAUCACUGACGUCAGCAAGGACCCGGAUGCCAAAAUGGUGGUUGUCCAAUGGGAGGACGGGGACAGUCAGAGGUACCCCAAUGUCUGGCUCAAGAGUAAUUGUCACUGUGAAGGGUGCUACAGUAAAGGAGCUCACGGCAAACUUAAGUAUACACAGCAUCUCGAUCUGGACAUCCAAGCCGACGUCGUCUCCAUCACCCAAGACGGUCAGGUGCUUGCCAUCAAAUGGAGCGAUGGCCACAUGACCAGUGUCCCCAGUAACUGGCUUCGAUGUAACCGUUUCGACCAGUCCGACCGCGAUCCCGUGGCCGACGCCAAGCUCGAUCUCUGGGGGUCCGACGUCAUGUCGUCGAGUCGUCUCAGGACGUUUGAAUUCGAUGAACUGAUGCAGUCGGAUGAAGCGCUUUUGGAUUGGCUCUCCGAAAUAAAGGUGCUUGGAAUAUCGCUUGUUAAGAACGCUCCAAAAAUGUCCCAUCAGAUUCAUAAACUGGCUGAUCGCGUCGGAUACAUCACACCUAGUACUUUUGGCACACACAGUGACGUCAUGGUGGUUGAAGGUGGCGACAUGCUGGGGUUUUCUAACGGCUAUCUCAUGCCUCAUACAGACUUCUCUUACUACGUCAGCCCUCCCGGGGUGGCCCUCUUCCAUUGCAUCAAGAACACAUCCACGGUGGGCGGCGACAGCCUGCUCAUCGACGGGUUCAAAGCCGCCAUGGAGUUGAAGACGGAUCACCACGACGCUUUCAAUAUGCUUACCAAACACGAGAUAGAACAUGUCGCCAUAUCAGUCAACAAGAAGAUAACUCAGCAAGGCUUUUAUCAUCACGCUAGACACCCAUUGAUUAGAUUGGAUGCAUUAGGCCAGCUGAAACAGAUCACCUUCAACGAGAUAUACCACGCCUCUCUAUUCCGUGUCCCAGUUGAUGACGUCAUACCUAUGUUCUCUGCAAUAAAGGCCUUCAACAAGAUCCUUCUGCGAGAUGAUAACGUAUUCAAAUACAAAAUGAAAGCAGGUGAUAUCCUUACGUUUAACAAUCAUCGAAUGCUGCACGGGCGUAGUGCUUUUUCAACAGAUAUCGGAAGUGUGGAGCGCCACCUACAGACCUGCUUUGUUGAGUGGGACUGUGUUCUCUCGAAACUGCGUGUACUUAAGAAAUCUCCCAGUGAAAAUUUGGAAUAAACUUGAAAGUAUUAUUAUAGAUUUGUUAACAUCAAUUGACAAAAAGAUGUCAUUUUAUUUGAUAACUGACCUGAUAAGGAAUGCUUUUAAAUCUUAUCUUCUAUAGCUUCAUGUAUGCUAAAUAUCUCUGAUUCUUAUAGGCCUUUCGUAAUGCGGUAUAGAUAUAUUUUUGUUAUCAUUCUUAUUGAAGGUUUAUGUGUAUUUCACUAACCAUUUCCCUUUAAAGUUUAUGGGAUGUGUAUUUAUGUGCGUACUGUAAAGCAAAACUAAUUUUAUGACCAAGUAAACUAUUAAAUACUUGAGUUGAAGGGUAUUGUCUUCAAAGUGAAGUUAUUGUAAUAUGAUAUUGGUCAGUAUAUUAUUGGCAAAAAACCUUGCAAAUUAAACUCAUUGGAGAUAUUUUUGGUGUGUUUACUCAUAGUAAUGAUUUAAAACCAAAAAAGGGGUUAAUAAUAGGGACAAAUGACUGUGGUUAAUAUGAAGAGGCACAAAACAUAUUAACAUCAUGGCACCGUUUAUCAUUGAAGAUAUAUAGAAAAAUUUAGAAUUUGCUUAAUAAACAUAGUUAUGAUAUACAUCGAUAU